AUGCUGGAACCUUUAAAUUCUUUAUUAAAAGUUGAUAUACCAUUCUGUUGGGGUUCAGCACAAGAACAGUCUUUUCAGAAUAUUAAGAGAAUGAUUACCGACGCGCCAGUUUUAGCCUUUUACGAUUAUAGCAAAACAAUAAUUAUUCAAGCUGAUGCCUCUAGUUAUGGCUUGGGAGCCGCGUUGAUACAGGAAAGCAAUAACGGAGACCGAGAAGUUGUUGCAUACGCGUCGAGGACGCUUUCGGACACCGAAAAAAGAUACAGCCAAAUCGAGAAGGAAUCUAUUGCCUUGGCUUUUGCAUGCGAGCAUUUUAAAGAGUAUGUUAUGGGUAUUGAUGUCGUUUUGGAGACCGAUCAUAAGCCUCUACUCCAGAUAUUAAAAACCAAACCAUUAGACGAGCUCACGCCGCGACUCCAAAGAGUACGCAUGCGACUAAUGAGAUAUAAUUAUUCUAUUAAAUAUAUUCUAGGUAAGCAAUUAGUCCUGGCGGAUUCCUUGUCGAGACUCUCACCGAGUAAGAAUCCGGGUUCAUGCGACAAUUUGACGGAAGAAAUUGAGGGUUAUCUGAGGUUUGUUAUAAAUAAUUUACCGGCGCCCAAAAAUACGUUGGACAGAAUUUCCUAUGAGCAGCAAAAUGACUAUAUUUGUAAAAAUUUAAUUAAGUUUUGUUUAAACGGAUGGCCUCAAAAGAGUAAUCUUCCGGAAGGGUUAUUGCUAUAUCUUGCAUUUAGCGAUAAUAUCUCGUAUAUCAACGGGUACUUGUUGUAUAACUCCAGGUUGGUUAUCCCACCAACGCUGCAAUUGGAGAUUUUGAAUAAGAUACAUAGCGGUCACUUAGGUAUAAGUAAAUGUCGUGCUAGAGCGAUGCAAUCCGUCUGGUGGAUUGGCUUGGGCAGCCAACUAAAAAACCUUGUAGAAUUCUGUCCUAAUUGUGUUGAGCAACGCAAUAAUCAUAAAGAGUUGUUUGUAAAGGAAAAUUUCCCUGAAAGACCCUGGCAAAAAGUAUCUAUAGACUUGUUCAAAUGCAAAACAUGGUACUUGGUUAUGAACGACUAUUAUAGUAGAUUUAUAGAAAUUCACGUGCUAAAAAAUCUUACUUCCAGGGAGGUUAUCGAUAAAUGCAAGGAAUCAUUCGCUCGUUUUGGUAUACCGGAAAUAGUAAGAUCAGAUAGUGGAACUCAGUUUAAGUCUGAAUUCGAAGAAUUUGCGAAAAUGUACGGUUUUUCUUCUAUUACUAGUUCUCCAAAGUACCAACAGAGUAAUGACGAAGCUGAAGCUGCCAUCGACGCCACUAGACAAUGGUUAUAG
Messenger RNA from Osmia bicornis bicornis, 1311 nucleotides. RefSeq lists its product as uncharacterized. The coding region runs from base 1 to 1311 and encodes 436 amino acids. Gene Ontology annotation, biological process: DNA integration. Lineage: Eukaryota; Metazoa; Arthropoda; Insecta; Hymenoptera; Megachilidae. Gene Ontology annotation, molecular function: nucleic acid binding. The record is from RefSeq and is a predicted model, not a curated record. The transcript has 2 exons.